Molecule: messenger RNA, 816 nt
Organism: Fonsecaea nubica
Lineage: Eukaryota; Fungi; Ascomycota; Eurotiomycetes; Chaetothyriales; Herpotrichiellaceae
Exons: 1
Coding region: 1-816 (271 amino acids)
Molecular function (GO): hydrolase activity
Source: RefSeq, a predicted model, not a curated record
AUGGCGCGAUUCCAGAUCAUGUCCGAUUUGCACUUGGAGGCACCAGCAGCGUAUGAUGUCUUCUCCAUCACUCCAAAAGCGCCCUACCUCGCCCUCCUCGGCGACAUCGGCAACAUCAAGGACGAGGGGUUCUUUCACUUCCUCGAGGCGCAACUCCUCAAGUUUGAGCAAGUCUUCUUCCUGCUCGGCAAUCACGAACCAUAUCACUCCAGCUGGGCCAAGGUCAAGACGAAGCUCCAGGACUUCGCCGAGAAGAUCGAGCAACGUCGUGCCGCAAAGAAAGGGAAUGACGGCCGGCUGGGCAAACUGAUCGUUCUCGACCAGACCAGAUACGACCUGUCGUCCGAAGUGACAAUCCUAGGCUGCACGCUGUACUCGCAGGUGCUCUCGUCUCAGCACGACCGCGUGAGCUUCGGCCUGAACGACUUCUACCACAUUGAGGACUGGACCGUCGAGCAGCACUGCGCCGAGCACAAGGCCGACUUGGAGUGGCUGAACGCCCAAGUCGCCGAGAUAUCAGCGCGCGAACCCAACUGCAAGAUCGUCAUCUUCACCCACCACAGCCCGAGCACCAUCGAGGGUACCUAUAACCCGGCGUACAAGUCCAGCCCCAUCUCUUCGGGCUUCUCCACCGACCUCUCUAAGGAGGAGUGCUGGGUCAAUCCGAGCGUGAAGUUCUGGGCCUACGGCCACACGCAUUUCAACUGCGACUUCGAGGACCCUGCCACCAAGACGAGGCUGGUCAGUAAUCAGCGCGGCUACUACUUUGCGCAGGCGGCCGUCUUCAAUCCUGACCGGGUCUACGAGUUGGAGUAG